This is a messenger RNA of Scleropages formosus (Asian bonytongue), 3900 nucleotides long. RefSeq names its product retinal degeneration 3, GUCY2D regulator (gene rd3). Bases 2150 to 2749 code for a protein of 199 amino acids. NCBI's taxonomy places the organism in Eukaryota, Metazoa, Chordata, Actinopteri, Osteoglossiformes, Osteoglossidae. The transcript is spliced from 2 exons. The record is from RefSeq and is a predicted model, not a curated record.
CCUGUAUGUGCUGAGCUCCGCUUUCAGAAUAAAUCAUGACAAUUCACUUUGUGUUCCUCUGCCUUUUCGCAGGCUUCAAUCGGACACAGUUUGUGUUACAGUUUUGAUGUUGAAAGCAACACGUAGACCCUCCCACUGAAAUUUUCCCCAAGAACUGUGCUAUGGAGUCAUCGGCUCAUCCACGUAAUACAUCUAUCUUGCAUCUCACGCCCUCUUCUCUCUCCCUUGCGCUCCCUCCCUUCCUCUCUCCCUCUCUCUCUCUCUCCUUCGUACUUAAAGCUUAUUGUGGCCAAAUAGGCUUAGAAUCAUUGCUAUGGCAACCGUAAAUCAUUAUCAAGGAGUGAAAGCUUCACGAAGCUGUGAUCUGCCGAGGUCCCUUGAGAGAGUGCAGCCAGCCUUGAGCGACAAGUGAAGGCAGGCACAGGCUCGCUGGGGUGCAGCGAGCGUGAGGGGGGGUGGCACCUCGGGACCACCGGAGAGAGAGGAGCCCGCGGAGCCAGAGCUCACAGCAACACGCUCUCGAGCAGCGCAUGCGGCAGAGCAGCCGUACGGUGGGCGCCGGAGCUCCCCCUCACUUUAAAAGUCACUUCGGAAGAGUCCGGGUCGAGGACAGGAACCAGGUAGGCUGAGAGGUUUAGCACGAGGGGCUUUGCCGGUUUCACAGCAGCCAGCGUUGCAUUACUUUGUGCAAAAACACAGGCGAAUGAGAGCUCUGCAGUACAGCUGGUUUGUUAAGAUCCAUGCGGACAGAUGUUGUGUAGCGUUACUCCUAAGGGUUGUCUGACAUGGACCAUAUCAUUCAAUUAGCGACAAGGAGUUCAUUGAGUUACGCAACGUCAUAUAGACUGGUAUCCAAGACAAAAGAAUGCUUGUCUUUAAAAGUACAUCUGAAAGAGCAGAUCUGCGGCACAGUGGUAGUCAGAUCAUAUUUAUUCACUAUGAUGUAUACAUUAUUUGGGAAUAUUUCCGUUUCCAAUAUUUUCUGCCUCUGUAAAGAAAUUCUUUGACACCUUCUGUAUAUGUGAAGAAAUUAAAUAUUGUCGUCAUGAUAAAAGCGAAAGGAGCACUAUAUUUUCCAAAAAAGAAAGCUUCACAGCCCAAAAGUAACAAAGCAUAUGUGCCCUGUUUGUAAUUAUUGUAUAACUUAUGAAUAAACAAUAUAGCACAUAGCUAAUGUCACUUGCACACACCAGUAGGUACAGUACAUGUGCUUUACAAACAGAUAUUGCUACAUACUGUAUAUUCACAUAUAGUGGACGCAGCAAAAAUAGCAUUGCUUGAUAUGACCGUGGAUUACGUGUCAUGUCUCAGCAGGUAUAUUGAUAAUGUUCGGCUAAAGAGGAUGGGAAAGAGUAAAAGACGUGUGGCAGAAGCUGUAAUGUAGACUUUGCAUCUGCAGCGGGAAGGACGCGGAAUGUCGGCGGCAGGCAGCGUCGCUGGUGAACGGGAUUUCGUUUCUUCUUUUCUAACUGAUCAGGCGAGGGGUUCAGCCAAAAGUCACAUCUGUUUGUAAACAUCUGAUCAGAAAUGACGUGCAGAAGACCUUCCUCCCAUCCCUGUCGAUCUCCUCUACGGGGGGAGCAGGCCGUAUACAGGUCUGUAGCGCCAGAUGCCCGCUGACACCUUGACCUGAAGAAUCCCUUUAAUGGGCUCUGAUGAGGACUGCGAGGAGAGAUGAGUCAGUGUGAUUCCAGCUGCUCUGUUCAUCACUUCACACCUUUGAUUUCAUUGUAAAAAGCCUUCGCUCUUCCUGGUAAGCACACAAACUCUUCUCGUAGGAUCUGGUUCUCUCUUCACCUUCAGGGACGUGAUCUUCAUGGACCCAGAACGGUAAUGCCUUGUGGCCACUAUGGUAAACACCUUGAGUGUUUGCUGUGUUACUUCCAAGAUGAGCAGAAAAAAGGGUAUUUGGCCCAGUGUAACAAAGGGAAGGUAUUACAUAGAACGCUGCAGGUUUCUUAGUUGAUUUUCACCGAAUCCGGCAGAAGUUACGGGAAACUGCUUUUCCGAGGCCCGGCGGGGCGCGUAACGGUGACAUUCGCUUUCCCGCGUAACCGCGACCCGGAAGUUGGAGAGCAGUGACUGAAAAGUGGCAGCGGUGUCCCCGUUUCCGUCCCGCAGGCGAGGCGAGGUGAGGCGAGGGGACGGCAUGGCCUCCUGGUUCGGCUGGAGCGAGCCCUACCCCCGCAGCGCUCGCAGGAGUCCGGCCGAAGUGGUGACCGACACCUUGAUGCUGGAGCUCAACUGGCAGAUGAAGGAGGCGGAGAGGCAACAGCGCGAGCGCGAGAACGAGUACCGGCGGCUGAAGACCGGCGUGGACUACAGCUGGCUGGCCACCGUGCCCCGCACCAACUAUGACAUCACGGCCGGGGAGAGGCUGGGAUUGGAGGACCUCUGCGCAAAGCUCCACCCCUCUUACUGUGGGACCGUCAUUCUCAGGUUCCGGCAGGUGAUGGCGGAGAACGAGCCCGAAGUACAGGAGGUGUCUGGUCUGUUCCGCUCUGUUCUACUGGAGGCGCUGGACCGAAUGAAGGAGGAGGAGGAAGCCAAGAGGCUUUCGCGUCAGUGGAACAACAAGCGGUCUGUGAGCACAUCGCUCAUGAACUUCAAGUCGCGUGUCAGGAUAAACCCCUUUGGCAGCAGCGAGGUGAAGACGGUGUCAGAGGAUGUGGAGAGGGCCCAGGAGAGCACCGAGCGGGCCAAGCGGGUCUGGAGCAUGCCCGAGUUCCACAACAGCAAAGGGGUGUGAAAGGCUGGUGGGGAGCUGUGACCACAGAACACGUUCCUGCAGCAGGAAUGUGAGGCUCGGGAGCAAGGCGGACAUGAGCCUACACACCUGCACCUCAUAGGGACGUUUAGAGAUGGUAUAAAAACAAGGCUAUUGUGUAUAUUUAACCUUUUUUGAUAAAUCACUUUGAUAUAAACAAUUUUUGUAGAUUAUAUGAGUGGCUGACAAGUGCUCAAUUUUUUGGAUAUUUCAGAUGGGAGAGUUUUUAAAAAAAAAAAAACUAGCUGAAAACUGACUAGUUUUUUCUUGACACUUUUUUAAGGACAGCAGGGACAUGGCACAACAUCCUUUAUAGGAUGUUGCAUACAAAUAAAUAAUAUUUUAGGAUACAUAGCCCAGCUUUAAACUUUUGACACAAUUUUAUAGCACACUUUAAAACAAUGUCACACACCUCGUGUCCUACCAUGUUUAUUGCUACUGAGCAAAUGAAACACGAACAACAUGCUGUGUGAUUACUGGAAUUCACUGUAUAAAUCUGAUCACUUAAUUGUAUUAUAUACAACAAUUAAAGGUUCACGUGGGACGUUCCAGGAAUACAGUAACUGCAUGUGGAGUUUGAUGGGUGAACUUGGGAAAAUCCAAUAAAAAUUUGGCACAUCGCAUGCGGCGGCUCAUAAAGCGGUAAGACCAAUGCCAGUGGCUUAUGACGACAACGGAUGUCAAGUUAUAAAGAACCAUACAGCAUGAAUGGACAACCAGCUGAAGCUCAAAUAAUGAAAAUAGGGAUAAAACACUGAUUUAUUAGACUGAGGAAUAUUGUACAUAGAUUCUAAUUGAGGACAUAUGUCACAACUCAGCCUUCUUUCAUGACUACAUUUUUGGUUUCGUGUAUUCCAAAAUAUUUGUAAAGAAAUCACAUUUAUACUGUUAAAGGGGUUAGGUGCUGUAUAUUUACACAAAUUUAUGACAGCAAUGGUAUUUUAAUAUCUAAAUGUAGUAAAAACAAUUAGCCCUGGGUAACACACAUUAUGGUUCUGUCUGAACCUUUAUCCAGCUCUUACAAACUAUUGUUUUUUUCUGAAACCAUUCCAUAGAUCUUUGCUCUAGUCCUUAUGUUCUGUUACAAUAGGUCUAUGAAAUACUGUAAAAUAAAAAACCUAAAUCCAAAAAUA